AUGGUAGCGCCUGAGGUCAAACGACAAACCCUGGAGAGAGUGCAAGCCUUCAUGCAGGUUUUGGAUGAGGCUCUGAACGACGAUGAUGUUGAGGGCACAGAUGUUAGCGACAGAAACCGCGUCUUGGAAGCAUUGGUCGACACGAUCAAGGACACGAUCAAGGCCCUCUUCCUUCCAAUCCGCGACCGGGCUCGGAAGUCAGCUAGCAUCGCCCAGCUUCUGCGUGAUAUCUCGAAGGUGCUGCGCUCAGAAAACGAAGAGGAGCGGCGUGGUCCUCCAGCUUACAAUAGCAGGAGGGCCCGGAGGAACAGUGUAUCUUCCUCUCCGGUCUCCGCCACUGAUACCACGGAUGAGAAUUCUACGGACCUAGUGGAGAGUAGUCCAAACAUACAGGGCCGCCAAAAUGGAUGGGAAGGGUGGAUACCAGACGUCGGGGUCGCAAAUCCGAUGGAUUUAGUCAUUGACCAUUUAGUCAUUGACCACACCGACCUCCCUACCAUACUCGAAGAGACUCAAGUACCGGAAGGCAUGCCGAGCACGAUAGCAAUGGAUGGGAUCUGCGCCGGCCAUGAUUUUGAAGCUAUGCUUGCGCUUGUUGCUGACAUGGGAGACACGGAACCGUUCCCUCCGCUUGGUUCGGCUGCGGAGAUUGAUGAUUUGUUGUUUGUACCACAGCCAAACACUCAUCCGGGUGCGCUUCUCCCUCUCCCAUCAUCACCGCCACCCGAACUAGAAACAGAUUGGCUCGCGGGCAACAGCUCGGACUUCCCUUUGUUCCCACCGUUUUUGGAGUCUACGCAACAGGUUGACCAGCUUGGCGCGCCCUCGGAACAUACUGAUGAGGUGCUUGAGCUCAUCACCAACACCUCCCCCCUGUCGGCGGCAGCUUCCCCUCCAAGUUCACUGAACCCUGGAGCUCUGGUUCCAGCCAAUUUGCAAUCAGAAAUGCAAGCCAUGGAGACAGCAAUGGAGAGAGGGGGCACAUUCGGCAUAUCAACCGGCAACAUAUCGGACCAGUUCCGAUGCGCAUUCGGAGUCUUUGACGGCAGUUUCGUCAGGACUCUGCUGGAACAGCUAACCCAGUCCGACAGGGUUGUGGGAGAGGAGGUCAUAAUAUACUUUGGAAGCAAGCUGGCUACGCUGCAUACUGCAUCUGAAACGUGGAUUGGCAGAAGAACCUCCUUACAGGAGUUGAGCCACAGCCGACGCCGGUUGCUGAUUAUGCUAUGGGGUAACAAUGAAUGCUCCCUGAUCGAGGUCCAGCCUCACAUCGGACGGUUGACACAUUACAAGUGUUCUCAGGCAGAUGAGUCAAUGGUGUCGCUGUCGAUGGAACACAGUACUUGCAGCGAUUGUAUAACGACUGCACAACAUGUCAAUGGCUUAUUGCGCCGGGAAGGGAAGCUAGUUCCCAGCUGGGAAUAUGUGGUACAGAAUAUACCGACGGAACUGGGGUAUGGCGCCCUCUGGCUUAUCUGGGUGACGCGGCUACGGGCCGAACGCGCGAGUCCGACGGAACCAGUUCCGGCCGGCUACCGGUUGACGCUAGCCCGCGAGGUCCUGCACGAUUUCAAGGCGAUGCAAAGUAGUGAUUCGGUCCUCAAGGCAGGAAUGCCUUCAAACACUCCCACUCAGCACGAGAUGUCAACAGUGAUCGAAGAUUUCUGGACGCAGUUCGGGAAUGAGAAUGGCUUCGGUACAAAGCUAUGGGAUACAGUACAACAGGUUUCGGCAAGAGUGAAUGCAAAAAGUAUGGAGCCCGUCGGGCUUGAACGCGCCAGCGAACUUGUUCAACUGGCCGUCAGCAUCGGCUCACCAGAUGUUCUUCUGGCACUUAAGGAUUGUCUCCGCCAGGUUCGGUCGCAAGUGCUUUCCGCAAACGCAUCAUACCCCGACACACCUUGGGGCACGUUUGAUGCCUUGCGCGGACACCAGCGGAAGGAACAUCUGUCCAUUAUCGGCGUCAGGCUUGGUAAUUGGAAGCUCCAACAGCUGAAGAGAGACCUUGACGGUGGUAUCGAUGAGGUUGUAGACCACGUUUUGAGUGCGAAACCUCCAUCGGCAUCUGCAAGCCGAAAAGAGAUCGCCGAGCGACUCAAGGACAAGAAAGCAAGCUACUGGUGUCACAUCGUCGACUACGUGGGUAACAAGGACCCAAACAUUCUCUGCCUACUCCCUCGCACUGUAACCAUUGGCCCUCCCCGCUGGCCCCGGAAGUUUAACGCUACUUCUUAUAGGGACCUUCCAGUUUGGGAGUGCAAACUGUUGGGGGAACUGUGCGCCGACCUACGACCACAAGUGUUACUGUCCGUGGAUGCGGAUCUAUCGAAGGAUCUGUUUUAUAUGAGAGAUCCCGCCGGCCAAUAUCGAAUUGAGACCUUAAGUGACGAGCAGAUUGAAGAACAGAAACUCAAUUCUGAUUUUUUGGUGGGUAUUUUGAAGAAAAUUCCUACAGAUUAA
This is a messenger RNA of Aspergillus pseudoviridinutans, 2460 nucleotides long. RefSeq lists its product as uncharacterized. Bases 1 to 2460 code for a protein of 819 amino acids. NCBI's taxonomy places the organism in Eukaryota, Fungi, Ascomycota, Eurotiomycetes, Eurotiales, Aspergillaceae. The record is from RefSeq and is a predicted model, not a curated record. The transcript has 3 exons.